Molecule: messenger RNA, 1878 nt
Organism: Penicillium alfredii
Lineage: Eukaryota; Fungi; Ascomycota; Eurotiomycetes; Eurotiales; Aspergillaceae
Product: acid phosphatase DET1
Exons: 2
Coding region: 1-1878 (625 amino acids)
Molecular function (GO): phosphatase activity
Source: RefSeq, a predicted model, not a curated record
AUGGGGAAACCACGGAUGAUUAUUCUCGUCCGCCACGCGCAGUCUGAGGGAAACAAGAACCGCGAAAUUCACCAGACUAUCCCCGAUCAUCGGGUCAAGCUCACGGCCGAAGGACACCGUCAAGCACAGGAGGCAGGCAGCCGACUACGGGACCUGCUUCGGCCCGAUGAUACUCUGCACUUCUUUACUUCUCCUUACCGUCGGACGAGGGAGACCACCGAGGGCAUUUUGGAGUCACUAACCUCGGAUACUCCCUCUCCUUCGCCAUUCCCGCGGCAUACUAUCAAGGUCUACGAAGAACCACGACUACGAGAACAAGACUUUGGGAACUUUCAGCCAUGUUCUUCAGAGAUGGAACGCAUGUGGAUGGAACGAGCCGACUAUGGCCACUUCUUUUACCGCAUCCCUAAUGGCGAGUCUGCUGCGGAUGCCUAUGACCGAGUGAGCGGGUUCAACGAAUCUCUCUGGCGGCUGUUUGGUGAACAGGACUUUGCGAGUGUUUGCAUACUUGUCACCCACGGUCUCAUGGCGCGAGUUUUUCUAAUGAAGUGGUAUCAUUGGAGCGUGGAGUACUUCGAGGACCUCCGCAACAUCAACCACUGCGAGUUUGUGGUCCUGACGCAUAACCCAGAAAAUGGCAAGUAUGCGCUACAGAACCGACUACGCACCUGGUCCGAUUUACGCAAGGAGAGGGACCUUGAGCGAAACCGCGAGCGCGCCAUGAACGGGCUGGGUCCUACCCCCAUCACGCCAUCGGAACACGCUCCGAUCAGGAGAAAAUGGGGAGGCUGUCCUGAUGGAUGCACGCACGGCAUGUCUGCCGAUGUAAAACGAUCGCUGCGGACAAGCCUGGUAGAAUCCAUGCGUCAUGACAGCGGCCAUCCACUCGGCAAGCCAUCUGAUGGCAUGGCGCACCGCAAUGGUCAUCAUCAUCUCCCCCAUGAGCAUGCGCCAGCUGCACCGACUUCUCUUCGUUCCUCUUCGGUUCCGCCCGAAUCUAACGAAGAACCCCCUCGCUCAACAAACUGGAACUUUUCCUCCCAGAUUACUACUCCCUGUCCCAGUCAACGAGGAAACAACCAUCAGUCCGAUGCGGUGGACGGGGACGUCAGUCCCCGCACGAAGCCGCGCGAUUUCACUGAUCCUCGCCCAACCGUCGCUUCAUCACAUCCGAAACGGCCUCAGCUGCAUGGUCUGAACCGAGACAGCGAAGACUAUCUCCUCCACCCGCCCACUUCGUCCUCAUCUUCUGCGUGUCUGAAAUUUGCUCUUCUGCACCUGGGCGGCCGUGACGGAGGCGGCUCUAUGAGUGGAGCCAACAGUCUUGCCCCGUCCGAUGAUGAGGGCGAUGACCAAGAUCAUCAUGCUCCGCCACCCACAUCUUCCGGUCCUACAACUGGUUCUCGGGCCCUCCCACACCCACGCUCUGAAUCAGCGUCCCAUUUUCACUCCCCUUUGGUACCGCACCCUCAAUCUCAACCACCGCCACCCUCACAGGAGUUUGAAGACGAUGGCGACGACGAGAUGAGCGCGAAUCCCACCGAAACAUCUCGGAGAUCCCGUUCGCAUCAUCUCCCUCACCACCAUCAUUUUCAUCAUCAUCACCAUCAUCACCACCGCCAGCCGCACCCCCAUUCUCAGGCCCUUCCAUAUCCCAACCAUCACCAUCACCAUCCCUCCUCGGUCGUCCCGCAGUCUGAGUCUCGGAUGACCAAUAUUCUCGGCGACGGGGACGAGUCACAGGAAUCACCUUCAAAACAGUGGAGUACCGAGUAUCAGUCUCAGCCUGGUUACCACCAGCAGGAAGACUCAAAAGAAAAGUUAUCUCUGGAGGCUCAGCAACGAGAAGACCAGAGUAUCCGAGGAAGUGUCUACUGA